AUGAAGUUCACUGCCGCCUUUGGUGUUGCUGCCCUAUUCAUGGGCCCGUCUGCUGCGGCCUGGAAGCUGCCUCACGCUAACAAGGCUGACGCUGCCACUCCUAUCGGUUCUCCUCCCAGUGGCUUCCCUGAAGGUUUCCCAUCCGGAACCCCAACUAGGACCCCAUCUAGAUUCGCAUCUGGAACCCCAUCUGUCACUCCAUCCGGAAUUCUAUCUGAAACUCCAACUGAGUUCCAAACUGGAUGGCCUACUGGAUUCUCCUUUAGCCGCCGAGCACCUGGUCACGGUCCUGGUCCCAAGGGACCCGGACACGAAGGGCACAAAGGACACGGUCAGGGACCUAAGUUCACCCGCUUCCCCAUAAGCUCUCCUACCAGUGUGCCUCCUGGAUUCCCUGAAUCCACCGGUGCUCCCCUUGGGUUCCCCGCUGGCUUCUCUGGUAGCCAGGCCUCUAGCGCUUCCUUCGCCGUUUUCCCUAUCGCGACCACGACUGUUGCUACUGUUAGUGAGCAGGGAGACUUUGCACGUCGUCACUCUCGUCAGAUGCUGUUUUAG
This is a messenger RNA of Penicillium digitatum Pd1, 555 nucleotides long. Its product is annotated as Aminoglycoside phosphotransferase. The record is from RefSeq and is a predicted model, not a curated record. NCBI's taxonomy places the organism in Eukaryota, Fungi, Ascomycota, Eurotiomycetes, Eurotiales, Aspergillaceae.